AAACGUGCGCGAUGUUUUGCAAAGAUUUCGUCUGUUUUGAAAAAGAUGAAGACACGUAGCCGAAAGUUUAAGUAAUAAAAAGUAGUAUUGGAUGCAAAAAAAUCUUGAUAUGAUUUCACAAUUUGCUUUAUUUCCACGUUGUCUAAUAUACUGGAAAAGGUUCAAAUUAUCACUUUCACUCACUCAAGUAAAAUUUUUCAAUGAAACUCGCCAACUAGACAUUAAAGAAAAUUUCAAUCCAUUUAGGAAAAAAUUCGUAUCAAAAAACCUGUUGGUAAACGAAUCCAGAGUUGCAAAUCGUGUGUGUUUGACUGUUAUUGGGAAUGGGGCUUACGGUCAGCCACGCUGUGUAGGUUUGUUUACUGAUUUAAAAGGUUACUUAUUCAAUUGUGGUGAAGGUGUUGGAAGACUAUGUAGAGAAUAUGACAUAAAUAUAUCUCAAAUCAAACAUAUUUUUAUAACAGAAAAAAGAUGGGAAAACCUAAGUGGUUUAUCUGAUAUAAUUGUCACAAAUGAGACAUUUGGAAUUCAGAACAUGUAUAUGCAUGGACCACCAGGCAUUGAAUAUUUUUCAAAUCUGCUUACAGCUUCUAUUACAUCUUUACAACUAGUAAAGAAGCCUCUAACAGAUAAUUAUUACAUAGAUCAUUCUGUAAAAAUUGAUUAUGUUCCUGUUAAGAAAAUAAAAAGUCCAAUUGAUUCAAAAAGCAGACAUCAAGAAGAUGAAAAUGCUGUCUCGUUUUCUUAUAUCAUCAAUGUAUUUGAAAAGCAGGGAGAAUUAUUGCUUGAGGAAUGUGUGAAAUAUGGUGUGCCUGUGGGACCAGCUUUGUUAAAGCUGAAGAAUAGAGAAGAUGUGACAUUACCAUGUGGAAAAGUGGUUUAUGCUUCCGAUGUUCAUAGUGCAACUCAACCUGGAACAACCUUCUUAGUUGUUGAUUGCCCAUCAGAAGAAUAUUUGGAUGCAUUUAUUAAUGAAGUAAAGUUCCACAAGUGCCAGCUACCUCAUGAUAGUGCAGAUAAUAUUUCUGCUGUGUUUCACUUUUCACCAAUUGAUGUCAUAAAAAUGAAGAAAUAUGAAGAGUGGAUAAACAGGUUCCAUCAGAACACAUAUCACUUUCUAUUGAAUUCUUAUAAUCCAUCGAUGAGCAGUGCAGCAGUUCAUCAAACACAGAAUAUUCUUCACCUUCUGCAUCCUGAAAUAUUUGGUUUAAUACAGGAAGUUGAAAAACCUACGCCAGUUUGCUCACAUUUACAUAGAAAAAUUUUGCAGCCCCCUCCAUUCUUACAGUACCAUUUUCGGCCUGUAGAAAAACUUUGUUGGUCUAAUACCGUCAGUCUUAAUCCAGAAAAUUAUAUUCAAAAUGCCAAAUCUGUGCCAGGAUUUGAGGAGAAAUUAAAGAUUUUACAAAACAAACUAAAAUGUAUACCAAGACAGGAUGGAAAUCCUUAUCCUGAAGUCUUAUUUCUUGGAACUGGUUCUGCAACAUCCACUGCAUACCGCAAUGUUUCUUCUAUUUUGAUUAAUGUUAAUUCUCACAACAGUAUAUUGUUGGAUUGUGGUGAAGGUACAUUUACUCAACUAGUUCGUUACUUUGGGCAGGCUGGAGCUAAUGAUGUUCUGAGAAGGCUAUCUUGUAUUUUUAUUUCACAUCGUCAUACUGAUCAUUAUUUGGGUUUAUUUCAAAUCCUUAAAGCAAGAACAGAAGCUUUUGCCAUUGAUGGUAAAUAUCCACAACCUCUAAAUCUAAUUUUACCAUAUGUAAUAAACAAGAGUCUGAAAAGAUUUGCUGUCAUCUUUGAAUCAUUUGGAAGAAAUAUCAGAACAUUUUUUUGUCGUCAUAUGAUGAAUGAAAAAGAGAAAGAAAGCGAACUGAACAAAUUUUUAGGAGAUCUGAAGCUUCAAACAGUUCUGGUUGAACACUGUUCAGAUGCAUAUGGCAUCAUUUUGGAAUAUGGUUCAGAAUGGAAAAUAGUUUAUUCAGGGGAUACAGCUCCUUGUCAGAAACUUAUUAAUGCAGGUAUGGAUUGUACAUUACUUAUACAUGAAGCAACUAUUGAAGAUAAUUUGUUAUACGAAGCUAAUAUGAAAAAGCACAGCACUCCACAGCAAGUAAUAGAUGUUUCUGAAAAGAUGAAUGCACAAUACACUAUUAUGACUCAUUUCAGCAAACGUUACUUAGCUGUUCCCAUCUUGCAAGAGUAUGACAAGAGACAUGUGGGUUAUGCAUUUGAUUUUAUGAAGGUUCACCUACAUGACCUCCCUCUGCUACCACUGUUUGUACCAGCAAUGAAAAGUCUGUUUCAAGAGCAGCUUCAUAGUCAUCUGGUAAAAUCAACUCCUAUUGCAACUUUUGAAAAUGCUUUGUUUAAAUCUAGAACUUGAAUAUUCUUUAAAGCUAUUUUGUAAAUAUUAUUUUGUAUAUAAAUUUUUUGAAAAAAAAUUAAAAAUAAAUAGAAAUGAA
This is a messenger RNA of Stegodyphus dumicola, 2462 nucleotides long. Its product is annotated as zinc phosphodiesterase ELAC protein 2-like. Gene Ontology annotation, molecular function: 3'-tRNA processing endoribonuclease activity. Gene Ontology annotation, cellular component: mitochondrion. Lineage: Eukaryota; Metazoa; Arthropoda; Arachnida; Araneae; Eresidae. The record is from RefSeq and is a predicted model, not a curated record. Gene Ontology annotation, biological process: mitochondrial tRNA 3'-end processing.